Molecule: messenger RNA, 600 nt
Organism: Aureobasidium pullulans EXF-150
Lineage: Eukaryota; Fungi; Ascomycota; Dothideomycetes; Dothideales; Saccotheciaceae
Exons: 2
Coding region: 23-571 (182 amino acids)
Source: RefSeq, a predicted model, not a curated record
GAACUACCCAAAUCACAUCAAAAUGGCACACAAAGGAGAGCUUCCUCAGUACCAGAGACUUAUCACUGCUCACAACGAUGAGGGCAAAGCCGUCUUCGCAAAGGUCGACGAGACCGGUCCCUGGAACGGUGUUAUGAAUGACACUGUUGGUUUCUCUCUCGGCUACACAACCUCGACUACGCCAGCGGACAUGACGGACGACAAGGAUAUCGCACAGUACAAGGAGCAUUUGGUGACACCACCUGGUCUCGUCAACAAGCAAGGAUCAGUGCUUCGCUUUGUGGAUUGUCCUCCGGGAUCUACAUCUCCCAUGCACCGUACCGUUUCGCUCGAUUACGGUGUUGUGCUCAUCGGAGAGAUGGAAUUGGUCCUCGACAGCGGCGAGACCAGAGUUAUGAAGGUUGGAGAUGUUGCUGUACAAAGAGGAACCAACCACGCAUGGAGAAACACAAGCGAUACCGAAUGGGCUCGCAUGAUGUAUGUCCUUCAGCCAUCGCUUCCGAUCUCGGUCAACGGAAAGCCGCUGGAUGAGGACCUAGGCCAUAUGACAGGUGUUCCUGCAUCUUCUUAGAGAGAGAUAUGAAGCCUCUCAGAUAUACU